Magnolia sinica is the source of this 1213-nucleotide messenger RNA. RefSeq names its product small RNA-binding protein 11, chloroplastic-like. Gene Ontology annotation, biological process: mRNA splicing, via spliceosome. The coding region runs from base 277 to 720 and encodes 147 amino acids. NCBI's taxonomy places the organism in Eukaryota, Viridiplantae, Streptophyta, Magnoliopsida, Magnoliales, Magnoliaceae. Gene Ontology annotation, molecular function: U1 snRNA binding; mRNA binding. Gene Ontology annotation, cellular component: U2-type prespliceosome; U1 snRNP; precatalytic spliceosome. The record is from RefSeq and is a predicted model, not a curated record. The transcript has 4 exons.
AGCCCGUCCAUCUAGCAGUACGUGUGAGAUCUAUCAUUCAUCAGAGGUCUCAUUAUCGACACCAACUGGACUUGAAACCAACGAUCCAGAAAGCAGUUGCUAGCUCACCUGGGAAUGAGAGGUGAUGAUUUAAGGAUCAGUGAGAUUCUUUCUACAUUGACCAUAGACUAACAAGAGCUUCUAGAUGAACGGUCUGGAUCAGCAUGUUAUGGAGCCUUUUAGAACACGAGUGACUGAAAUGUUGUAGGGGCAUCCACACGUUGAUCUCGCGCCGCUAUGCUUGACCCGUGCCCAUCCGUCUCACAUCGGGCGCAUUUUCGUCUUCCACCCUCACUUUUCAGCGAGAGAGAGAGAGAGAUGGGCAGUUUUCUGGGGAGGAAAAUGGCGGGAAUUCGCUGCUUCUUUGUUGGUCCCACAUCUUUGAAGCGGCUGAUUCUCUUGAGAAAUUUUAGCUCUCAGCUCUUUGUUAGCAGAUUAUCAUAUUACACCACAGAUGAAGAACUAACAAAGGCGUUUUCAAAAUUCGGCAAAGUCACAGAAGCCAGGCUAGUUAGGGAUCGGAGAACCCAAAGGCCGAAGGGAUUUGGUUUUGUAACAUACGAAUCUGAAGUGGAAGCCCAAAAGGCUCUGAAGGCUAUGGAUGGCAGGAUAUUUGGUGGGCGACUGAUUUUUGUAGAAGUUGCAAAGCCAACGGCUGACGAGGUGAAGGCUGCACCUUGAGAAAAGUUCCUUUGUUCAUUUUGUUCUUCCUUGGCCUAUUGCCUAUGUCACUUUCUCAUGAGGCUGAUCCACAUACUAGGUGGGUUGCGUCUGUAUGUUUUCUCACUGUCAGUUGUCCAUUGAUUACAAUGGCGUGGUCCACCUGAUGAGCCGACCAGCCUGUUUUUUGUGCCAGUUGAGCUUUAUUCUGGGGCCUACCAUUUCCCUAGCACUGAUGUCCUUCACAAGUGGCACGUUGUUGAGAAAGAUGUUACAGUACUGCAAUAUAGGUGAUUAGUUUCCUUGUGGAAGGCUGUUGAAAUUGGUUUUCUGUUGAAAUGAAAUUUCCACUUUGUUUUUUCUGGUUUUCUAGAAUUUCAUAUGGAAAACCAAGUGCCUCCUUUUCAAAUUCCCAGGGUAAUGGCCCUUUUUGCCCUUUUGGUUUCCAUUUUAAAUUGUAAGAAGUUCAAUUUCCUAACUUAAGAUUGGUGAAUUAGUCAGGAGAUUUUCUUCC